Messenger RNA from Rotaria sp. Silwood2, 297 nucleotides. The record is from the annotation of a GenBank genome assembly. NCBI's taxonomy places the organism in Eukaryota, Metazoa, Rotifera, Eurotatoria, Philodinida, Philodinidae.
AUGACUGCACGAGAACCUUUUCCAAACGCUUCUGAAAAUUGUGAUGACAAAGCAAUUGUGAAUGCUGGAUCAUUAAUUGGGUUUGCAUGUGCAUCUGGGAUCAAAGCAUGUGAAAAUGGAAAAGAAGAAAGUGGCUUAUUUACGAAGCAUUUCCUGAAACACAUUGUAAAGCCUGAUACAGACUUUUCAAAGAUAUUACGUGCUGUUACCAGAGCAGUGAAAGAAGAGUCAAAAUCAAGACAGAUACCAUGCUAUAUUGGUGCAUUAUUAAUAGAAGAUGAUAUAUGCUUGUAUUAG